AUGGGGGACAGUGGAUAUGGGCACUGGGCAGAGGGUUCCGAGAGGAGCACUGGCCAGGCAUCGGACCUUGUCCAGAGGUGCAGGCCAGCCAAGCUCACUUCCAGCAGCCUCCCUCCACCCACCCACUACAUCCCUUUCCUGAAUUUCCUGGCUUUACCGGAAACCAGCCUUGAUUUGGCAGAGCUGCUGGCCGAGCUGUCCACCUGCUCGGCGCCGCAGACGCAGCGCAUCUUCCAGGAGGCCGUGCGCAAGGGCAACACGCAGGAGCUGCAGUCGCUGCUGCAGAACAUGACCAACUGCGAAUUCAACGUGAACUCUUUCGGGCCGGAGGGCCAGACGGCGCUGCACCAGUCGGUCAUCGACGGCAACCUGGAACUAGUGAAGCUGCUGGUCAAGUUCGGCGCCGACAUCCGCCUGGCCAACCGCGACGGAUGGAGCGCGCUGCACAUCGCUGCGUUCGGCGGCCACCAAGACAUCGCGCUCUAUCUCAUCACCAAGGCCAAGUACGCGGCCAGCGGCCGGUGAUGCCCGGCCGGGCGCCCGCCUCGCCCCUGCUGGACCUUCCCUCCAACUACCUCGGA
Echinops telfairi (small Madagascar hedgehog) is the source of this 581-nucleotide messenger RNA. RefSeq names its product NOTCH regulated ankyrin repeat protein (gene NRARP). Gene Ontology annotation, molecular function: phosphatase regulator activity; protein binding; enzyme inhibitor activity. NCBI's taxonomy places the organism in Eukaryota, Metazoa, Chordata, Mammalia, Afrosoricida, Tenrecidae. Gene Ontology annotation, cellular component: cytoplasm. The coding region runs from base 1 to 525 and encodes 174 amino acids. The record is from RefSeq and is a predicted model, not a curated record. The transcript is spliced from 2 exons.